AUGGGAGGUCUGUAAGUAGAGGUUGAUCAGUCCCUGAAUAACAUUGACACCACUGUGCGUCAGUGUUGAAUUAUACGAGGGCUCGCUCGAUGCAGCAUGUUCAACUCACCUCACUUGAUCUACUGUAACUGCGCCUCUGUACCGGUGCUUCACAGCCCCAAUGUUUAUUCCGUGUGGAACUGUCCUAUCCAAGCGUCGCCCUCCGUUUACGGGACAUCGUUAGACAGGACGGCCACACACGGCGGAUCAAGCGAACAAACUGAAAACAGCGAAACGAACUCGUCGUCAAGCAGAAACCUCAAGUUUGGAAUUGAGAAUAUUCUAUACGGCAAGUUACAAUCAGGUAAGGUUUCUAAAAAAUCAAGACACAAAGCGUAUAAAGCCAACAGAGUGGUGCUAAAUGGCAUCAUGUCUCUAAUCGUUGUGUUUUCAAAUUAAUUUUCAGUAGAUUCACUCUGUCGAAUAUUAGCUACUAAACUUGAGAUUUGAUCUCAGAAAAACACAUAAAACAUACAAAUAAUUUUCAUUAUUUGAUAGAUCUUUACUGUGUUUUAAUCUCCAAUAAAGAAUUAUUCUUGCAGGAGGUAUGGUCACGAACGACUUCAUCCGUCGGUCGCUGAUCACUUCAAAUACUAACGUUGGCCACUCAGUUGCGGUUUUAAGAUAGACUUUUUUUUGUGUGCAAUUGGCAUUUACCGGUGAAACGUAUUGCUCCGAUGCCAUAAGAUAAAACUGGGUUUUUUUUUAACGUUUACCCAGUAAAAUGUGAGCGCUUUUAAAGUGUUUCUGGCCGAAUUUGCGACUACUGACGUGCGUCACGAACAACAGCCGCGCUGAAGCUCGGCGCAAAUCGCUGCAUGUAUAAAAGGGAAAGGCUCUUAGAAAUUUUAAUUCCUUGCGACCUAAGAUUAAAAGGCUGGAAACCUUGGUAAGGCGUCUACCACCUUUUGCGGAGUCGUAAAGAAACGAGCUUUCUCUCAUUAUUCGUUUUACUUUAAACGACCAUACCUUCGCAAGUCUCUUUAUUUUUCAGCGCUAUCUGACGAGUAGUUACCCCGUUGGUUUCUCGUCUUAAUGGCGACGAAAUGAUAAUCCUCUAUGUUGGGAAAGAGAUAAUUUUUAAGCUCUGUUACCCGUUGUAUACUCAGCUUGCCCGCAAGCGUUGAAGCUGUACAGGAGACUACUUAUCUUCAUUGGUGCCCGAUGAGCGAGCGCGUCUCGUUAAUAACAGCACCGAGCGAAUGUCGACUGUGAAUUUAUAAGGCUUUUACAAACCAAAAAGUCUUGUGUGUCCGUAUCUGAAACUCUUGAUUAAUAACUUGCCAGGCAGCGGUUUGUUUUAGUGGCAAAACUGACGCGUUUUCGUCUGAACCUCAACGACGUGUUUUUAUCGUUAUUGUUUGAUUAGACACUUACAAAUUUCCCUUUCUUGUUAAAGGAUGCGUACUGAACAACUUUGAAUUUGAGACUUUCACUUUACUUUUCUGUUGAAAAGAAGAGUUUAAAAAACAAUUACCAAGCCUUUCGUCUUUAAAGUAAACUAAUUAAUGAAUGUUUGAAUACUUGAGUCUCAUUUAAUUGCGGUUACAAAACUGUUGUCAAUAAGUUUACUUUCAAAAACAACCUGUUCGUGGAAAUUCAAUAGAGUGGACCUUUUUCUUGAUAGAUGUAAACUUACUUUCACCAAAGAAAUUUUAGUUUCUAAUUUAAAAUUAUUUUUCCUUUCAAAGCGAGAUAGAUGGAGAAAAGCGCUGAAAUUUCGUCCUAAGAAAAAAAACAUUUUGAACUGACGAUGACUAGCUUUGAAAAUGGGGAACCUUCGUUCGGAAACCCCUAUUUCACAAGCUGUAGCACUCGUUUAAGUUUUCGUAAGAUUCCAAAUGGAUGCAAUUGUCAUUUGAAUGCGAGGAUUUGUUUGAAUACGUUAUGUUUGAAAACUGUUAUGCAAUCGAAAAAUGUAUAAAGUGGCAAGCAGGCUAAAGUCUGCGUCACAUCAACAAGGUAGCUAAAUUUCUAAAGAGCAUAGUCCAUUCACUCAUAGUCCACUCACUGGAGCAAAGAGUAAGUGUAUUUGGCACUCUCUUGGCCAUUGUAGUUCAGAGUUCAAUAUUCCAAUUGAAUUGUUCGAACAAAAUAGAGAGAAAUUUUUAAUUUUCAUACAUACAUAUACAAUGUAUUUGUAUCUAAUAUCACAAUAGGGGAAAAAUUACCCCAGAGUAGGCACUGGCAAAAAUUGUACAAUGUUUUAAAAAAAAGCAAGUGAAUGAGUAAUAAUUUUCGUGCCUCUUUUCGUGUAAAGACAAUGCAUAAUACCAUGAAUUAAAAAAGCAUUUAUCGCAUACUUAGCACUAUGAACCUCAACUGAAAUGUGUUAAUAGUAUUACAGUUUUAAGUACAUUAUGAUAAUUAAUCAUAAACACUAUCCGAAAAACACAUUUGUGGUUUCUGAUCUUGCACGACACAGAGACAUUUAAUGUACGUUUCAGAUCUCACCCUUGUGCUAAAACCGAAUUGCAUUUUUUUGGCUGAUGUUGUUUUAUCAAUUAACUGAUAUCGAGUGGCGGAAAUGGUUUGAUUUCGUAUAGGACUGAAUUGAAACUGAUACACUAUGGGCGAAAAGUAUGCCUGCUUCUUGGUAAUCGUGUGCUCUAGCGUUUGGUCGUAAGAAUUUUCACAAUUCAUUUCUGACCUCUCUUACUUAGAGAAUUCUGGGCGACAUAGUUAAACGUCGUAGCUGCGAAGCUUCGAAAAAGUUUCAAAACAAGGACGUUGAUCUUCCAUACUGCUAUCACAGAAAUUCCGAAAACAGGCUAAUAAUUUGAUAAAAUAUUUCUUAUCCUGUCACAAGCUUAAUGCUUUUCUAACUUCAGUGAGUGAAAGCGUAUUGUCGUAACAUUCCAAAGACAUGGGAAAAGCACUGGAACAAUACAUUUUAGAAAAACCUUAAUUUUCUGAAGCAAAAUUUUGUUACAGUAAUCUUUUGUCGCUAGAAUAAGGCAAUAAAAAAGGUUUGAGGUUAUUCAUUGCGGUAAAUACUAUAGCAGUGGAGGGUUACAUCGUUUGUUUCACGAUGAGGUCACUUCGCAUGUUGAUCGUGCCUCAUCGACUUCAAUAAACUCCUUUUCUGAACCAGUGACAAAAGAAGAAGAAGAAGACUCGCAAUAUGCAUUCGAAACAUAUCGCAAUCUACGUUGGAAAUGGCGAAAUUGUGAGAAGAAAGAUCAAACUUCAUUACAGACUCCGCUAAAGUCACAUCACAGUUUAGUUCAAAAUACAGUCCCCGCUCGCCUAUCACAAGUCUCUUACAACUCAGUGGUAGAGCUUCCGAAGUUCUAAUCGAUAGGUCGUAGCUUCGACCCCCAUUUGGAGCACACGGACUUCUUUUUCUCCGAGUAUUCGCCUGAUUCGUUCGCUGAAUAACAUCAUCUUUCAACUUCUACUUCUCUUCCACGUAUUUCUCAUUUGAUGUUCCUUGCUUAUUUUAUGUCCAAUCCUGGUGCCGCUCUUUUUGUUUACCUAAGCUGAAUACGGUAAUUGCUGUGAAGAUUUCGAUCUUCGCUAAUGGUCAUCAGAUUGUUUUAAAGUUUAUUUUACAAACGAUGAGGCUUUCCUCGGGUCUUUAAUAGCCUAUAGUUAAUAAACAUCUUUUUAUUACAUCUGCUGGAACUAAACAUGUGUAGCUCGUUUGUUUUAUCUCAGGAAUGGAAUUUCCCAUUAUAAACGGCCACUAUAGGUUCGUUCAUGAUGUGUUUUCUGUUUUAUCAAUCACAUUUUGAUUUUUCAUUUCGCCUGCGCGUUUAAUUUUUGUUAUCAAAAGCGGCUUCCAGUCGACCUGCUCACAAAGGAAAGUUACUAACAUAUAUUUCAUCUUUCCAAAAUUUUUUCCCUUAUCAUCGCUGCAGUUCAGUCCUAGCUCAGCUGCGUAAAAAACACAGCUAUUGUUCUUUAUAGAUAGGCAGUCCUUUGGUAUUAACUCCCGACUUCUUUGAAGUAUAUUUCCGAUAUGAUUAAUUAGGGCGUGUGCUUGUUCAUUAUCGGCUGGGUUAAUAAAUAUUUCCCGAGUAAGUAGAUUCUGCGAUAGUACGGUCAUCGUAACUGUGUUAAGGUGUUUACAAACUCGCCGUUUCCUUUUUCAAUCUGACGCUGAAAGAUAUCACUAAGCUUUGCGUUUAUGACAUGAUUUGAUUUUAAUUAAAAAUACCUCGUUGUACUCCGAUGAGUGAAUGGACCAGGAGUUUGUUCAGAUAAUGAUAUCAUGUUGAAGCUUGCAUCAGAUAUAAGAAAUAAAUUCAACUAAUGUCAGUAAAGGAAUCCGGCUUCGAGCACGGAAAGAUUUAUGGCAGAGAUAGUGGAGUGAAGAUGGAAAACAUUUGUGUGAUCCUUGCAUGAAACUCGGCAUGGCGCUCCUAGGCUGGAACUGAAGGAAUGAAUACACCUCGAUAAAUUAGAAGUUUGAGACACGCCCCGAGUAUGAUGAGGUUUCCUUGAAAAGCGCAAAAUUGCGUGUUGAAACUGUGAAAUGUAUUGCAAAAUGACACUUGUGCUAAUCCAUCUUUAAGUGAGAUCUGUUAAAUACAUAUAAUGGUAGUCGGAAAUAUCGAGAAUUUAUAAUCUCGUUUGUCAUUGAUGUCUUUGUUCAAUUUUUUUCAUGAUACAGAUGGAUUGCGCGCAGAUGUUUUUCACACUUUGUUCAUGAAAAAACUUCCCCAAAUCAUCCCGUUCAUAAAAACAACUAAGCGAUCGCCAAGAAGAUUUCGUUGACUGACGAGCCAAUCGGUCGAGACAGCGACAAAUUUUCCGUCUUAUAAGCUCCCGUAAAUCUGGGACUAAAAUAUGGCUUCGGACGAAAGAAAAUGCAUGACCUCGCUUAAGUUUAAGGACGCCUUAACAAAGAGUGCAUAUGUUAACAGAAGGAUUUUUAGUUCUGUCUGCCUUCGACUGACUUGUCACCUUCAGAGUGAAAGCUUCAUCUCAACUCAAAUCUCCAAAGCUUUAAUCUUUCUUUACGAAAUGAAUUGUCAUAACUUGACCCUAGUCCCUUUUUUUUUUUUUGCAACGUUUUGAAUAACAACAGAAAUUAUAAGAGUUCCAAACACAGCUAACUCCUAUCUCGCUCAAAUAUGCUUUUGCCCUCCCCUUCGAGCUGAAGUUCUUUGUUGUUUAUCGUUUUUUGCCAGUGAAUCUUAUAGAUUUUCAGUGUAGGGAAUUUUGGUGAUCGUGUUUUGUGGCCUAUUCGAUAUUUAAGAAUUUGUUCAUGUUUAGCGUGCGUACAUCGAGUUAUGGAUGCACGCGGGAAGCUUAGAGAGCACGAAAAAUGCGUAAGAGUAGCUCGAGGCGCAGCCGAGAGCAACUCUAGCUUUUUGAGUGCUCUCUAAACUUCCCAAGUGCAUCCAUAACUCGAUGUACGCACAGCUAAAAGCAUGAGCAAAUUCUUUUAUAACAGAGCAACAAAGAACAAAAAAUGUUCACGUCAUCUUAUUUACGCACGAGCGCGCGUAAGUAAAGAUUUUGUAUAUAGCGGCUCAAUAGGACUUACAUAAGGCAAGCACGCGCGCUAUGUUGUAAACAGCUUUUGGUCUCUCCCCAGACGAUAUCCGGGUUAGAUAGACCGGUUUUUUUUUUUGCUUAUUAAAUUGGAUGAAGCUAAACAUAAAGUAGCACUACAUCAGCAGCAGAUGUGUGUACCUUGAUUUUCAGGAGAGUUCAUGAGAAGGUUAGGCUUUUCACUCUCAAAAUCUUCUCUCUCCUGCCUGCCAUACACUUCCUAUUUUGUCCGUCUUCAUAAUUUAGAGUUAAAUCAAAUUAUGCACGAGCUCUUGACUUAACAAGGAUGAGUAUUUUCUGCGUAAUUUUGGAUCAUGGUGUUGUAAAAAAAAGAGUCAUAUCUUACUCUCUCUGCUCGUUUGUCAAGCAAGGUAUCCUCUUUCUCUUCCGACGAAUAGGUUAACGAAAUUUAUGCAGAGCCGCUAUAUUUAACGCUUUUGUCAUCGUGGUAGAAAGUCAUACCAGAAUAUAAUUAAACAACUUUUUUAUGUAACUUUAAAAAGUUUUAUUUACUCGUGGCCAUAUUUUCGCCAGAUAGAAUUUGAUUUUCGAUUUGGAAAUUAAAAAAACAUCAUGUUCGUUGGAAGAUGAACCUUUUGUCGGUGCAGACCUAAUAUUCCUUUGAAAAAAAAAAUUGUCAAUUUAAGUAAGCAAACCGAUGUGAAAGCUUUUACGAAUAAAUAUAAAUACUUCUGUUUCAGACCAACAUGUUGUUCACAGACCGUUCCUAAGCAAUCAUGAGCUCGCCUACAUUCAUCAUCAGCCCUUCAGUUCACCCAUGCGCGCUUCCAGCCGGCCAUGGUGUCGCCCUGUCUUUACGCAGCUCCAACGAAGAGGCCUGGAGAAGCGUUUCCAGGUAACCAAGUACGUGACAAAAAGGGAGAGGUUACAGAUCGGCGCCAUGUUGGGUUUGUCUGAGACGCAGGUGAAAGUGUGGUUCCAGAACAGGAGAACGAAAUGGAGACACGAGGCUGCGCGGAAAGAAGAAAAACUGAAAGAGAAAUCGUUGAAAAAGGUGGAAGAAAGUCAGCAAGAAGAAGAAGAAACGACGAUUGAAAGUGACGAGACUGAGGAAAUCACUGGAGAGUGUUCUUGUGAGGUCAGCGUCAAAGAGUAGUGAUAACAUGAUGACGAAAAAUGACAUCAUGAAAAAAGUAAUUGUGAUUCUUAGCGACAACCGAACGCAAUUUUUUUUUUCAUUUAGAAGGAUUAAAAUAGCUUUAAUUGCGAUUCAACUGCAACGAGUUGUCACUAAGCAGGAAAAAACAAGUUCGACAAAGCCUAAAACUUUGUCUGGAAAUUUGACAGGAAAUCCUGGCAAAGAUAGCAUUGAAUAACAGAAAAAAAACUAUAAAGACACCGACAUUUGUAAAGAAACUAAACUGAGAAGAAAGAAGUCAAUAUUAUGUCAUUAUAUUGGAGUAUCGUGUAAAACACAAUAUAAUUCAGUUCCUCAU
Molecule: messenger RNA, 7001 nt
Organism: Pocillopora meandrina
Lineage: Eukaryota; Metazoa; Cnidaria; Anthozoa; Scleractinia; Pocilloporidae
Source: the annotation of a GenBank genome assembly